This is a messenger RNA of Haemorhous mexicanus (house finch), 6166 nucleotides long. It is a transcript of the gene GGT7, whose product is annotated as gamma-glutamyltransferase 7. NCBI's taxonomy places the organism in Eukaryota, Metazoa, Chordata, Aves, Passeriformes, Fringillidae. Bases 2246 to 3985 code for a protein of 579 amino acids. The transcript has 16 exons. Gene Ontology annotation, molecular function: glutathione gamma-glutamate hydrolase. Gene Ontology annotation, biological process: glutathione catabolic process. The record is from RefSeq and is a predicted model, not a curated record. Gene Ontology annotation, cellular component: plasma membrane.
CCGCCGGCUCGCCCGUGGACUACAUGAGCAUCACCAGCUUCCCGCGGCUGCCCGAGGAGGAGCCGAGCGGCGCGGCCGAGAGCGGCCUCCGCGCCCGCAAGGAGGAGGACGCGUUCCUGGGCGAGCAGGACACGGCCUGCUUGGCCUUCCAGCCUGGACCACUUGUGCAUGGCCUCUUUGCAUGCUCCUUGAGCGUCUCUCCACCUGGGGUGCUCCUUGAGCAUCCCUCCGCCCUGGGGUGCUCCUUGCACAUCCCUCAGUCCGGGAUGCUUCAUCCCUCCGGUGCUCAGCUGGAAUAAAGCCAGGUGAUCGUUUGAUCUGUGAGAAAAUCCUCUGCCUAUUUUUAACUGGUUGCUUCCUCCUCCAUAGUUGAGAGAAAUGCUGUUUCUCCCCCAUGUCAUGUUUCUUCCGGUGGUAUUGCCCUUCCCCCUGGGGCUGGUUCCCAGUCCGGGUGCCUGUCAGCCCCCAAGACCAUGUUUGCACAGCCCCAGGCUCUCCUUGCCCUCUGCCCUGUCCCCCCAUGCCCACGGGUGAAGCUCCCAUUGCCUUUUCCCACCCUGUGCUCUCCUGACCGUCGAGGCAAAGCCACUGCCUGCAGGAGUGUGGGAGCAGCUCUGCUGGAAGCACAAGGCCUCUUGUCACACAGCCAGAAUCUGGUGCAGUUUUGGCAGUGCCAACACCUGCAGGUGGGGUGGCCGGAGAAGAGAGCUGCUGCUCUCCUGACACUUGUUGCAGGAGCACCUGCAGAGCCCACCAGCAGCUCCAGUCUCUGCUGUCUCCUCUCCACCAGCUCCAGACCCGAGGUGACCCUGGUUCUGCAAAGCAUUGGCUCCCCCAUAAAGCCACGACUCCUUCACGGCCCCACGGAAGCCAAGCGGGAUUUGGUGGCUUCUUCUUCAGAGCAUGCACAUUGGUGUUGGGAUGGGCAGCUGUGCAUUGGCUGUGCAGGCUGCUUCUGCUCCCAGGUGACCCCUUCCAGCUGCUCCCAUCCCCACACUGCAGCUCUGCUGUCCCUAUGCAACACUAGUGAUUACAGAGACUAAAAACAGGAUGUCUGUGGCAGAGAAUGGAGGUGCUUCAUGGUGGGAGGGCUGUCGUCUGCCCUCUUCUACCUAGUUGCUUCCUAGGUAUUCGUGUCCCCUCGUCAGCUGGCCUGUCACCAGAGCGGAGGGAUGGUGUCCUGGAGUCCAGCUCACUCCUUGCUGUUUCCCUGCAGGUGGGGCUGGGGCCUCACUCGUGUGUGCCAGGGGCUGUAUGUGACAUCCCACCCCAAUGGCAGCCCCUGCCAGGCCAGCUGUGGCCCCCACUGAGGCCACCAGCCAGUCUUCCCACUCAGUCCAGCUCACUCUGACCAGACAAGCCCAUGAGGGGCUCAGUGUGUGCUCAGAGGCUCAGGCUGCAAGAGCUGAGCCUUUCCCAAUCCCACUCCUAAACCACCACAGCACAAAUGAGAUUAAAUUCAUUCUGAGGGGAUUCCCUGGCUGUGGGAGUUUGCUCUUGGUUGCAGCAUCACUGAAAUUAAAACUCCUUCCCUCCCUGGCCUCAGGAGAGCUGCAGCCAGGUCAGGUUAAUGCCAUGACAAGGCCUGGGCUAGCAGUGCCAAGGGUGAUACCCAGCAUCUGCCAGAGUAGACAGACAGGCAGUUGAUGGGGGAAAUGGGCUUUCCUGCUCACUCCCCUCUCCUUUUCCAAGCCCAGGAAACAUCUGUACAGAGGGACAAGUUUCUCAUCUUGUUUUUUCCACUUGGUGCCUCUUUUUCCACUAUGGAUGCACAGAGUACUGCGGCCCCUGAAAAAAUUCCUCCAAGAGCCCUGGAUGAUGCCCUGAGCUACUUGGUCCCCUUCAGAGCCCACAAGGGAUGGGCACGACCUCACAGCUGCCCCAGCAGCUCCGUGUGCCUGGCAGCAACGGGAUGGGCAGGGCAUCCUUAGCCGGUGUCCUCCCAGCACAAGGGCAGCAGCUGACACCCUCAGAGAUUCAAGGCAUCUUUCAGAGCAAAAAAGAGACUUUUUUAUCCUGCUGAGGCCCAGCAAACCCCUGCCCCACUGGUUUGCCAUCUUGGAGCUGGAUGUCCAGUGUGUGGCUUCAUUUCACAGUGGGCCUCAUCUGCCAGAGGAAGCAAGGAAUUAAAGCAGAGUCCUUCCUGCAGAGGAGCCAGUGGAUGUUCUGAGGCCUCCAGUUUGCAGACCCAGACUCCUUCCUGAAGUCUGCACGUCUCCAGCGCCUGCCCUCGUCCUCCUCAGAGAUGGGGAGCCAGGACGUGUCCCCUCUGCAGGAGACCAGCAAGGACCCCUUCUCAGGAGACUGCAGCUGCCGGCAGGAUGGGCUGACCGUCAUCAUCACUGCCUGCCUGACCUUUGCCACAGGUGUCACUGUGGCCCUCAUCAUGCAGAUCUAUUUUGGGGACCCUCAGCUGUUCCACCGCGGCGCCGUGGUGACAGACACGGCACGCUGCACGGCGCUGGGCACACACGUGCUGGCCAGGCACGGCUCCUCGGUGGACGCGGCCAUCGCCUCAGCCCUCUGCGCCGGCAUCGUCAACCCCCACACCUCAGGGCUGGGAGGGGGCGGGGUGAUGCUGGUCCACGACAUCCGCAAGAACAGGAGCUGGGUGAUCGACUUCCGUGAGGUGGCUCCCCUGGGCAUCCCACUGGAAGGGGACCUGAAGCAGGACACCAAGCCAGGUCUGCUCGUAGGGGUACCAGGCAUGAUCCUAGGAAUGCACCAGGCACACCAGUUACAUGGCAGGCUCCCCUGGUCCGAGCUGCUUCACCUCACGGCUGGUGUCGCCCAGAAUGGCUUUAAUGUCACACAUGACCUGGCCAAAGCUCUGAGUGAACUGAAGGACCUGAACUACUCUGAGCGAUUCCAGGAGCUCUUCCUGCCAGGUGGGCAGCCCCUGCUGCCUGGGAUGUUCGUCCGGCGCCUGGACCUGGCGGCCGUGCUGCAGCUGCUGGGGGCAGAAGGGGUGGCAGCCUUCUACAGUGGGAACUUGACCCAGGAGAUGAUCUCUGAGGUCCACAGCUAUGGAGGAGUCUUGGUGGAGGAGGAUUUCAGCAAUUACAGUGUCACUGUGGAGGACCCUGUGCACACAAUCUAUCGAGGGCACCUUGUUUUCACCCCCCCACCUCCACAAGCAGGUCCUGCACUGAUCUCAGCACUGAACAUCCUCGAGGGCUUUAACAUCACAAGGCAAGGAUCCAGAGGGAAUAUCUUGCACUGGAUGGUGGAGACACUAAAAAUAGCCCUGAGUCUGGCGAGCAACCUGGGAGACCCAUCUGGUGACGUGUCUGUCACUCACACAGCAGAAGGCAUGGUGAGUAAAUCAGAAGCCAAUUCCCUGCGCCAGCUGAUCAAUGACUCCCAGUCCUUCCUGUCCAUGCCUCCCUCCCCCCUAGAGAGCGGGGCUGCUGCCAGCCAGGUCCUGGUCAUGGGCCCCGAUGACUUCAUCGUCGCCGUGGUGAGUUCUUUGAAUCGUCCCUUUGGCAGUGGAAUAGUAACACCCUCUGGAAUCCUCUUGAACAGCCAGAUGUUGGACUUCUCCUGGCAAAAUAACACAAUGAACCACUCCAUUCCCAGGCCGCAAAACCUCCCUCGGCCUGGGAAGCGGCCGCGGUCCUUCCUGCUGCCCACCAUCGUCAGGCCCUCGGAGGGGAUGUGCGGCACCUACCUGUGCCUGGCAGCCAACCACGGGGACAGAGCCCUGAGCAGCAUCGUCCAGGUUUUAGUAAAUGUUUUAACGUUCAACAAGAAUCUGAGUGAAAGUUUGUCACUUGGUCGACUUCACCCCCAGCUUCAGUCCAACACCUUGCAGGUUGACAGUGAGUUUCCUGAAGAAGAUAUUGAAUUUCUUGUGGCCAGGGGCCAUCAGGUGGAUAAAGUCCCAGUGGUGUCCCUGGUGCACGGGGCCAGGAGAACCAACAGUUUCAUCAUUGGCCUGAAGGACCCCAGGAGUGCAGAUGCUGCUGGAGCCACGAUCUUGUAGCAGCUCCCAGGGACCGUGUGCUGUGGCCAAGGCUGACACACAACCCUGUGAUGUGCAUGUUCCAAAGUGGCCCCUUCUCCAGCCCCCAUACUACUGGGAAGGUGUUCUGCACUCCCCACCCUGACAGCACCAGAGGAGCCAGCAGCAGCAACAUCCAGCUCUCUUUUUAUUUUUCAAUCAUUUGGAUUGCAAGCAGCCCCGGCCUUGUUACAGGAGUGGCAGGAGCACUUUUCUUUUGGCAGUCUUGCUAAUAGUUCAGUCUUUCCAAAGCCCAGUUCUAGCCAGCAUCUUACUUUUAGGGAUCAGGAACAUGAGCAAGGGAAAAAACAGCUGCUGCUGCUGCUGCUGCUAUUAUUGAUGAUGAUUUUCCUCAUCUCCCUGUCUUUCCCAAGCUCCUUCUUUGCUUCCAGUGUAAGCCAGUAAUUAAUACAGCCUGAUGUAGUGUCUGUAGGUGCCUGCAGCUGGAAUAUUGGGGAGUCCUCUAAUACUCCAUCUGGGCCAGCUGAUUUUUGCCAGCGUGCAGCGUCCCAGGGAAGUUCCUGUGCCCACAUCACUACUUGUCUUGAAUUUUGGCAGUAAAUAUUUUCAAUCCAGUUGCUGUGCAGACUCACUGGCAGUCUGAUUUUAUAACCAGAGCAAUGAUUUUCACCAGCUCUAACAACUUCUUCCUCUAACAACUUGUGCACCCCCCCAGUAGUUUUCUUACAGAGGUUCAACCUCCUCACUGGUGAAUUUCAGAUCAAUGGUAGCAGGUUUAACUUUCUUAGACACUUUUUGGAGAUAUCUUAGCAGUACUCAACAGUGAAAACCCACAGAUCACGGACUGAAGACCACACGGAGAGUAUUUGGGUGGGUUCAGAGCUCUCCUUCCACUGCGUUUUCUCAGUCAGUUCCAAAAGCCUGGGUCAUUCCUACAGAGAGGUUUGGGAAUUUCUGCUGACUGAAUUAAUGGCUGUACCUUAGCUCUGUGUUUUAAUCCUAGUGAAUCUAUUGGAAAAGCUGAAGAAAGUGAGAGAAAAAGUAGAAACCAGACAAAACACUACUGAGAUAAUUUUCUGUCCACCGCAUGUAGUGAAAAUAAAAGAAUGCUCUUGCAUUUUGUGCCUGAAACUGAGAAGGGAAGAAUACCCCAGCUGACAUCUGCACCAGGUUAUUCAGCCAACAUUUGGACAUUUCCUGUUCUUUUUGCUGGCUAAGAGACACUUGGCACUAAAAAAAUCCAGAGUUUGAUCAUUUUCUGCAGUCUAAAAAUGUGAUGUUUUCCUUCAUGCCGCAAAUGCACCCAUAGCCACUGUACAUAUUAUAUAUGUAUGUCUGCUUAUGGUUGUGUUGCUCUUUGAUUUGGUGAUCACACCACUCACCCUGACCUUCCUCCCCAGCACCCUGUGCCACCCUGUUUGUGCCACCCUCUGGCACUCGAUGGCAUGGGCUGAUUUUGGGGUGGUCGAGGCCACAGGGCAGAUAAUUGGACUAAUUGUUCCUGGGAGCUGUGGAUCCCAGUGAAGUAUGUUGCGCUGAGUGAGAACAGAGGUGUUUUCGUGGUCUGCUGAAGUGCAGCUGCUCAUUAGAAGAGCACAGCAGCUCCCACUGACAGCACCAUCAGCAGCACUUCCUGGUCCAAGUGCAUCCGUGCCCUCAGCUGGGACGGGGGAAGCACAAUGAAGCACAAUGUUAUAUCUGUGACGUGCUCUGUGCCACCAAGAAGAGACUUUCUUCACCACAGGAACACCAAAUCUAUUUAUUUAUUUCUCUGUCAUCAGCACUAGAGUUGGUCACUGACCAAGGAUGGAGAGUAAAUGUGUCUUGGAGCAGACCUCUUAGGCUCCAUGGGAAGGGAAGGAGGCAGUUUUGUGGGUUGAACCUCUCUGGAGAUGGUCUGGGGUUUUCUGGUCUGUCCCAGCCCUACUCUGUCCCUUGGGCAUGGAGGUUCUCUGUGAACAGCUGCAAAAUAUGUGCUCGAGUCAUUGUCAGUGCAGAUCUUUGCAUGAAAUGUCACAAAACACUUUGAAAGAUUAAAUUCCUCCUUAUUAACUGAAUUCACCAACUUCUGGUGCUGGAUACUGUGUAUAUGUUUGGGAGUAAAAGACUUUGGUCUUGAUUCAGAAGGGCACUCCUAUGUCCCAAAUUACAAUUUCACUGCAAUUAUCCAGAAUCUUAAAAUAAAGCAUGUUCUGAAGUGUU